AUGGCUCCAAUUGCUUUUGCAGGGGAUGUGGAGGCGGCAAGGGCUCAAGCCCCUACGGGUGUGGAUCAACCGUGUUGGAAUGCUGCUAUUGACCAUUUCUUGACAGAAAAACAUAAAAAACGAUCCGCUGGAAAGAAAGAAUGCCGGAAGAAGAAAGUAGUGAAGAAUCAUGGAGGGACGUGCAGCUACGGUAGUGCUUGUUUCGAGAAAACUCAUCACAUAGCAGAUUCUGGUGGUGAUCCAGACACAAUUGAUUGA
This is a messenger RNA of Lactuca virosa, 258 nucleotides long. NCBI's taxonomy places the organism in Eukaryota, Viridiplantae, Streptophyta, Magnoliopsida, Asterales, Asteraceae. The record is from the annotation of a GenBank genome assembly.